UCAGGUAGGCGUGUGUUUUUCUGCAGUCAGGGCAAAAUAAAAGAAGAACCAGUUCUUGGGGAUCUGGUAGUGCUCGUUGAAGGCUUGUUGAAUGAUGGCUUGCCGAGUUGAGGAGGAUCUCCAAUGUCCGUCUUGUUUGGACAUCUUUAAGGAUCCCGUCUUACUGGCGUGUAGUCACAGCAUCUGUCGUACAUGUGUGGAGAAAUGGUGGAAGGACAAAGACAGUCGGCCGUGCCCAGUCUGUAGGACGGAGUGCAGAUCGAUGGAGCUCCCUUUGAACUUGGCUCUGAGGAACGUGUGCAAGACCUUUUCACAAAUCUCAACGAAGUCGGAGGACAUCUGCAGCUCGCACAAGGAGAAACUCAAACUCUUCUGUUUGGACGACCAGGAGCUUGUGUGCCUCAUCUGCAGAGAUUCAGAAAUCCACACCAACCACCAGUUCCGCCCCGUUGAUGAAGUUGCAAAAGAUAAGAAAAAGAAACUCCAAGAAGUCCUGCAGGACGCAAAGAAAAGACUGAAAGAUUUUAAUGAGAUAAGGGACAACUGCAAUGAACAAUCCGUGUACAUCAAGGUCCAGAGGGAGAAGGUGGAAAGCAAGAUUAAGAAGGAUUUCGAGGAGCUUCGGCACUUCCUGCAGGUUGAGGAGGAGGCCAGGUUGUCUGCUGUGAAGGAGGAAGAGAAGAACAAGACUCAGAUGAUGAAGACGAAAAUGAAGGCUCUCAGCACAGACAUGGCCACUCUCUCAGACAUGAUCAGAACCGCAGAGGAGCAGCUGAUGUCUGACGACCUUUCCCUCAUGAAGAACUUCCAGACUUUGAUGACCAGAAUGCAGAAGCCUUCCGACAAGCCCGAGCAGCUCCCAAGGGGAUUUCUCCUAGAAGAAGCCAAAAACGUGGGCAACCUCAAGUACAGCGUGUGGGAAAAAAUGAAGGAAAUGGUCCCCUACAGUCCCGUCAUUCUGGACCCCAACACAGCCCAUCCAGACCUCAGUCUGUCUGAAGACCUGACCACUGUGAGAUUUGGAAUAGACCAGCGGCACCCAAAGAAUCCUGAGCAGUUCAAGUGGAAGGGUGUGCUCGGUUCUGCUUUGGCUUCGGGAACGCACGUGUGGGAUGUUGAGGUGGGAGACAACACAAACUGGACAGUGGGGAUGCUGUUGGGGGAUCCUUGGCUGCCAAAGACCGUGAAUGCAUGGAUUUUCACAUGUCGUCAUAAAAAAUACAAAAUGUUUGUACAAAAACUCUUGGGUGCUGACAAGGGGGUUACAAUUAGGGGUCCAUGAGCUGGAACGCAUCACAGACUGGACAUUGGUGGAUGGGGGUCCUUUUCUGCCAGAACCCAUGGAAGCAAGGGUGAAUGUUGAGAGAACAAUCACAAACAGGAGAGACCAAAUUGUACGUCAGGCGUUGCCACUCCGAAGAUCCUUUCCAGAGAAAAUGCAGAGGAUCCGAGUUCAAGCAAACACCAAAGGCGGAUCGGUUACAUUCGCCUACGGUGAUAACAUGAAGUUGAACAGUUUCAAUACCUCGUAUAAUGAUAACGAGAAAAUCUUUCCUUACUUUUGGACGAAUGAUGCAACUCCUCUGAAAAUACUUUCACUUGCACCUUGUGUUAUAACUUCCAGAUGAGGUUGACGAUAUUUUGCUCCAGAUUGUCAUCAGGUAUUAUUUUGUUCGACUGACCUGUUCAAUAAACUAUAAAUAAAUAAAGAAAUACAUUUGAGAGAAAA
Molecule: messenger RNA, 1729 nt
Organism: Syngnathus acus (greater pipefish)
Lineage: Eukaryota; Metazoa; Chordata; Actinopteri; Syngnathiformes; Syngnathidae
Product: tripartite motif-containing protein 35-like
Exons: 1
Coding region: 92-1282 (396 amino acids)
Biological process (GO): protein ubiquitination
Molecular function (GO): zinc ion binding; ubiquitin-protein transferase activity
Source: RefSeq, a predicted model, not a curated record